GAUUUACUUGAGUUUUUUCUUUCAGGAAGGCCAGUUUAUGCUCAUAUGGGACCAACAAGAGCUACACACUUACAUGAAGGAAGAGCAAGGGAUAAUUGUUGGAGAAUACACUACCCUGUCACAAGAAGAGUUUAAUGACAUUUUUAUACUUGCAAAGACAUAUUUUUCUCUUGACCUUAGUUCAAAAGACACCUUGUCAUCUGUCACAAGUGUGAUUCAAAGCCUAACAGAGCACCUUCAGUCACCUUCAGCAUGCUUUAAGCUACAGAAUUCUAAUUUGAUAAUGCAAAACAGUGAAGAGGGUAUUUUGUCAUUUGGUGGAUCAAUCACUGAUGGUGAAAACCCUGUUGGAUCAAUAUUUAAAGGCUCUGGGAAGAAGAAAACUUCCCAUCAAGUAGCUUCUUUUCAGCUAAUGAUAAAUCGAAGUUCAGGUACAUCAACAAAUGCCCCUGUAAUUCGCAUUGAUAAUAGAAAUGCAACUGUUUUAUCAGUAAUAUUUAAUGGUGAAGCUAUUGUGUAUUUAGAAAGAUCAACACAAGUUUGUCAUGUAGCUGCAGUGUUAACACAAGGAGUGAUUCGACAAUUGCAGUUAGCAUUGUAUUGGUUGAGGGAACAAUUGUCAGACAGAAAACUGCCUGGAAUACUAACAUCAUAUAACUCACUGCAUUUUGUUGCUGGCCAUGUAGUUAAUGUCAUAUAUCCUGAUGAUGUUGAUGAGAAAUAUUUUGAAACUUACAGGAAAUCAGUCCAUAAAACUUUACUGUUUCCUUUUGAUCAACCUAUGGUGAGAAGAGCAAAUAGAUUAACACCUUUGCCUGGCAGCAAAUCUGCAGCAUUGACAAAUCCACAUAUUGGUUUAAAGCCUUCAAAUGUCAGUGGAGAUGUAAUAAUUGUUCAAGGUACAUAUGGAUAUCAUCACUAUAUGCAGAAUCGUUUUGAUGAUAACAAAUGGGGGUGUGCAUAUAGAUCUCUUCAAACAUUAAUAUCAUGGUUUAGGUACCAAGGAUUCACAGAGAAGCCUGUUCCAACACACAGAGAAAUUCAGAAAUGUUUAGUAGACAUAGGGGAUAAACCAUCAAGUUUUCUUGGUUCAUGCCAGUGGAUUGGUUCCACCGAAGUUGGGUAUGUUCUUGAUAGUCUAUUUAACAUAAGUUCAAAGUUCAUUUUUGUGAGUAGUGGGGCUGAACUGGCUAACAAAGGACAUGAGCUUUCUGUGCAUUUUGAGACUCAGGGUACUCCAGUUAUGAUUGGUGGUGGUGUUCUUGCUCACACAAUAAUUGGUGUAGACUGGAAUGCACAAAGUGGAGAUAUAAGUUUUCUUAUUUUAGACCCCCACUAUACAGGGCCUGAAGAUCUCACUACAAUUCAGAAUAAAGGUUGGUGUGGUUGGAAGGGGCCAGAUUUCUGGGAUGAAGCAUCCUACUACAACUUGUGUCUGCCUCAGUGUCCAUCUUGUAUAUGAUUUUCCUUACACUAAAUGAAUUUUGCAGGUUUUUUAGGUAUUUAACAGUAUUGCAAUGAGUGAUGUAACUAGUUAAAUUUACCAGGUGGAAGAAUCGGGUUUAAAAAUGUGUAAUCUCCCUCUUAGUCUUUAUGCAAUCCCUGAAUAAAAAUUUGUGCUUAUGUACAACAUAAAUUUAGCUGAAAUGUCAAUGUUUGGGGCCCCAGAUAAAAUACAAAAAUGAGCUCUGUUACUUUUUUUUUUAAUCAAAGAUUGCUUAGGGGUUAGGCUCUGAGUUGCUCCACAAAGAGCUGUUAUCCUACCUCUGCUCAUUUCAAAGCCUUAGCAGUACAUUAUAACAGUACUUGAUUUAAUAUUGUAUUAAUCAAUCCUAUGGACAUAUUUCUGUUAUACUGUACUUGUGCAAAGAAAGUAAAAGACUACUCAUAAGUUUCAAAGCUAUAACUUUACAUGUCAUUUUUAAAAUGAACUAACUUUGUAUUCUCAGUUAUAAUUAUUUCUUGAGUUUAGAGCAAAUUUUAUUAAGAUUUUUUUCUUUACAACACUAGAGAGUUGAUAGGGCAUAUGCCCAUACAGUGCUGUAUUAUAUUACAUUUAUUGUAAUUAUUUAAUCUUAUUAAUAAAAAAUGGUGUUGGAAAAUUUUAA
Messenger RNA from Cherax quadricarinatus, 2108 nucleotides. NCBI's taxonomy places the organism in Eukaryota, Metazoa, Arthropoda, Malacostraca, Decapoda, Parastacidae. The record is from RefSeq and is a predicted model, not a curated record.